AUGUUGCCUAAAUUUGUUCUUCCUUUUAUUUUAGCCAUCUUAGCCUUGAACUCGUUCCAGUCCAUGGCCGAAGUUGGGGUAUGGACCGCAAUUUCAAGCCCAAAUAAUGAUGAUUUUUUGGUUUGGGCUGCGAAUUUUGCCGUGAGCGAACAAAACAAGAAAGUCAAUACGUCGCUAAAGUUUGAAUGUAUCCUCAGCGCACAAGUAAAACAAAUCGAUGAGGGAUACCCUCCUGCAUUAAAUUUCAUGACAGAUGCAAUGUACGAGCUCGUGAUCUUAGCGCAUAAUUGCAGCGGAAUUGAAAAGCAAUACAAAGCAGAUUUGAUUGUCGAUCCAGGUCCGAUUGAUCCUAAAGAUGGCACCUCUCUCGAUUCCUUUAUAGAAUUAGAUGCUGAACUGAGUUAA
This is a messenger RNA of Striga asiatica, 405 nucleotides long. Lineage: Eukaryota; Viridiplantae; Streptophyta; Magnoliopsida; Lamiales; Orobanchaceae. The record is from the annotation of a GenBank genome assembly.